AUGGAUUACACCCUCAUCAUUCUUUGGGUGUUUACCUGGGUGACAGUCGCCUUGGUAGUCCUUCGGCUGCUGGUACGGAAGUUGAAAGGAUUCCAGUUCGUCUUGGGCGAUUAUCUCUCAAUGGGCGCAAUUCUCUGUGCUCUCGUACGCCUCGGCUUGAUCCACGUUAUUCUCAUCUGGGGAACAAACAAUAUGUCAUCCAAGCUCAGACAUACGACCAAUUUCACUCCCGAGGACAUCCGCCGCAGAGAGAUCGCGAGCAAAUUGGUACUCGCUAAUCGAGUAUUUUAUAAUUCCUAUCUCUGGUUGCAAAAGUUCGUUCUGCUCGAUACCUACCGCAGACUGCUCAAGCACCUUCCCUGGGAGAAGGUCACGAUGAUCUCGUAUAUCGGUAUAUUCGCAGCGACAUAUGCUAUCGUACAGAUUGUGACUUUCACCGAAUGCGAUCCCUUCAAUCAUUACUGGAUCGUAUUGCCGGAUCCUGGUACAUGCUGCCAGGCACAGCUCGAAUUGAUCGUCCUCGUCUCAGGUGUCCUGAAUGUCAUCACGGAUAUCAUGCUUAUCGCGUUGCCGAUUCCAAUUCUGGUCCUGGUUAAACGAUCCGCUAUGCAAAAAUUCCAGCUAGCGAUCCUCUUCUCCAUCGGCCUAUUCAUCGUCGCAAUCACUAUCGCGAGAUUACCUCAAAACGCCAGAAAUCCUACCGCCCAAGUGAACAGAACGACUUGGGCAUCCGUUGAGUUACUCGCUGCUGCUAUCGUAGCCAACGCUCCCGUCCUAUACGGACUACUGAAGGGCCACAGGGAACGGUCCAAGAACGCCGCAUCAGAACCGGGAUCGACUGGGCCGUCUUGGCAGGGACUUCAAAAGAGAUCAGCAAAUGGGCCCGAAUUCGAAAUGCAAGGGACUCGUCGCAGUAAGAGAGGGUCUCUUCUCGGUUCAAAUAUAUCAUCCAGGAAUUAUUUGGAGAUCGAUGGUGAGAGUGGUCAAUCGUUGACUCGAAGCCUAGAUAAGUAG
This is a messenger RNA of Penicillium verrucosum, 1014 nucleotides long. RefSeq lists its product as uncharacterized. The coding region runs from base 1 to 1014 and encodes 337 amino acids. The record is from RefSeq and is a predicted model, not a curated record. Lineage: Eukaryota; Fungi; Ascomycota; Eurotiomycetes; Eurotiales; Aspergillaceae. The transcript has 5 exons.